Molecule: messenger RNA, 1149 nt
Organism: Pisolithus orientalis
Lineage: Eukaryota; Fungi; Basidiomycota; Agaricomycetes; Boletales; Pisolithaceae
Exons: 4
Coding region: 1-1149 (382 amino acids)
Source: RefSeq, a predicted model, not a curated record
AUGGACAAGGAUGCUUAUGCCCUGAACAACGACUUCAUUGGGGAAUGCAUGCAGGCCAUCAACAUGUAUUCUGGAGAUGCAAAGAAGAGGUCAUAUGGGGUGCGAGACGAGUACAGGAUGAGUGGGGCUGCAGUGGAGCAGGCAAUACUGGUGGUGCCACAAAGGAUGGAAGAGCUUUUAGCCUCCAAUCCCAUUCUCUGGAUCCCAACCAAAGUCUGGUUGGAAUUUAUGGCUAGAUGCAUCAGGGCCCUCCAGUUGGCUCAGAUCUCUCUCAAGGAACUGGAACCACCCAACCUUGGGAUUCUGACUGGCAUCAUCUGCCACAUGAUUUGGUGCACGUCCACCACUGCAAUAAUCCUUGACUUCCAUGUGAGAGAGUCCAUGGCCCUUCUGCAGGUCUCCAGGCCUUGGUUGAUCAUGCAGGACUGGAAGUGGUCAGCCCAACUGUCCAGUCUGGGGCCAGUGGUAGGGAAACUUUUCAUUCUGUUUACCUGUCAGCUUUGGAUCCAGUUGGAUGUGACUUGGCUGACAGGCUCAGAGGGAAAACCAGAGCCAACAUCUUUGGAAGAAGCCAUUCAGAGUUGGACUCUGAACCAGACCUUCAGGACAAUACGUGCCUGCAAAUUCAAGGCCUGCAAUGCAGAAAUUGCAGGGAGUGGAGGGGCUGAGAGGGUCAACCUGUUUUUCCCGGGACCCACAGCAGGACAACCUUUAUGGAGGUCACCAUGGAAUGUCUUCUGGAUGAAGCCUGGCUAUAUUUGGGAGUAUCACCAGGUGAUGAAGAACAGGAUAUUUUCUGUCCUUCAGACAUUACCUGAUGUGACCAAAGGGAGUGAAAAGAGUCCUGGGAAGACAUGGCGGGUGGAGGGUGAAAAGGUGGUUCUGGUGACAAAUCCCAAGUUCUACAAGAUCGAGGGUAUCUCCACUGAGAAGGAACAGCAACAGGCCAGGAGACGAGCAUCUCGAGUGGUAAAGCCCAGGAAUGCACUGCAGAUGGAGCUCCUGGAGCAUGCAGGAUAUGACAAACUGCUGGCUAGCAAGGCCCUCAUCUUAGAAAGGCAGAGGCUGAAAGAUGCACAGACUAAGAAGUCAUCAAAGGCAAAGAAUGCUCAAAAGGCUCCAGCAAGAAGAGGCAAGGCCACCUCAUAG